Messenger RNA from Monodelphis domestica (gray short-tailed opossum), 4913 nucleotides. It is a transcript of the gene WDR88, whose product is annotated as WD repeat domain 88. Gene Ontology annotation, molecular function: protein binding. The record is from RefSeq and is a predicted model, not a curated record. Lineage: Eukaryota; Metazoa; Chordata; Mammalia; Didelphimorphia; Didelphidae.
AUGUCGAAGCUAGAGAUUAAGCCCAUCUUUUCCAAAGUGCCCAGCUUUGGCGGCCAGAGGUUAGGCAGCAGAAUUGGAGAGGUCCGGGCUGGGAACGCUGGGGUCCCCAAGGGUCUCUACCCCAUCCCCCCGCGGGGGUGGGCGGCCGCGCUCUGGCCCCCGCGGGCCCCCAUAGCGGCAGUUACCAUGGCGUGGAAUAGCUUUACGGGAACAUUAUGGACCAACAAGUUCGUCCGAACCAGUGGCCCCUGCGACCCCUUGGCUUUGGAGGAACCCGAUGGGGAAACAACAGGGCUUGCGAAGCCGGAGGAAUCACGAUGGGGUGACCAUGAGCCGCAUUCGAAGAUCCCCUAUAAGAUCUUGAGAGGACAUGAUCACGUCGUGAGUUCCUGCCAUUUCUGCUUUGAAGACACUAGGAUUCUCUCUGGUUCCUACGACAAAACCGUAAAAAUUUGGGAUGCUGCCACAGGAGUUAAUAUUCAUGAUUUUGAAAACAGUCAUACAGGUCCCAUUUCAGAAUGCAGCUUGACAUCAGAUAGCCAGAGAGUUGUUACAUCAUCCUAUGACAAAACAAUAAAGGUUUGGGAUAUGGAGAGAGGACAAGUUCUGUGGUCUUUCUACCAAGAGAACAUUAUACUGUCAUGUAAAAUUUCUAAUGAUGGUAGAUUUGUGGUCUGUGGUUUGGAUGUAGACAAUGCAAUCUGUGUCAUUGAUGCAAAAAAUGGGAAAGCCAUCAGUUAUGUCAAAGAUCACCACGAUAGACCAGUAACCACUUGCUGCUUUAAUUUUGACAACGUUCGAGUAGCUUCAGGAUCCUCUGAUCAUAGUGUGAAGAUUUGGGAUAUAGCAGCUCAAGCCACGCUUGUAAAAAUUCACCAAGCGCAUUCCAACAUUGUGGCAGAUUGCUGUUUUACUUUCAGUGGCCAUUUCUUGUGUACAGCUUCUUGGGACAAAACCUUAAAAAUCUGGGAUGUAAAUGCAGGAGGAUUUCGAAAAGAGGGGGCCUGUGUAACUCUGAUGGAAGGUCAUGAAGGUUCGGUCAGUUCCUGUCUUUUUACAAGAGAUGCCUCACUUAUUGUAUCUGGAUCAUAUGACAAAACGAUAACUGUCUGGGAUGUGGCCGGAGGAUAUAAAAAGUGUAUGUUAAAGGGACAUGAAGACUGGGUGAUGGAUGUUGCAAUUAGCAACAACAGAAAAUGGGUUCUUUCUGCUUCAAAGGAUGCUACUAUUAGACUGUGGAACAUUGAAAAGACUGAUCAAAUUCCUAUGUUAAUAAAAUACAGAAAAUUUAAUGACUUACAAAUAUUGCAGUGUGAAAAAUGUGAAAAGCCUUUCUCACUUCUAAAAUUGGAUGAGGACUUAGAACCAGUACCCAAAUGUCUCUUCUGUCGAUUGGCUUCUCCUUCAAGAUAUGGCUUGCCACCAUCACCUGGGGAUUGUAAAGAUAAGAAAAUUGAAAUGAAGGAACCGAAGAUGUGAAGUCUCUGUCUGUACUGUCCUGGGGUACGCAAGUGGUUUGUAGACUCUGGCCUUCCACAUGAGACCUGCAUGAGUGAGCAAGAUGGGCCAAUCUUGGGGGGAUGAUGGAACAGAACAGAACAGAACAGUGGUGACCUUAUCUGGAAUAAAUAGUUUAUUUAAGUGAACAGAUCUAAUAACUGGAUUUCUUUGAGGGAAAAAUUGAAUAUGAAUUCUGAAAAUGUUACUAUGCUUUGAUUAUAUACAUUGUAGAAUCAUGUUACUGCCUUUAUACGUAUCUCUGAUUAUAUUUUACUCUUUUAAUUAGGAGAUCCAAAUGGUUUAUACUUCUAAGAAUCCAUAGGCACUUAGCAUUAUCAUAAUGCUGUCCUUGGGAGCCAGAGACUGAUUUCUAGCCAAAGCAUUUUAUAAUGAGGUGUUGGGGUUAUAUUUGUGAAUAAGUUUCCUUAGAUAGGGAUCAAGACAGAUGACAUCAUACAGUUUUUAUUCUUGAGCAAAUAUUGUUAUGAGAUGUCGAUGUUUUUCUAGACCACAAUUAUUUCAUUGUUAUGUAUACCAGAAUGUCCCCGGUUUUCAGAAUUGGUAUGUAUAUGUGGUAUACAUAUAUACAUACAUCAAUUGGUUUACACACAUGUAAUUAGAAAUAAUAUAGCUGUAUUUUACAUUAUAUAUGUAUAUUAGUACAUGAUUUCACAGUAGAAUUAAAAUGACUUUGAAAAAAGAAUAAAAUGCUUCAGAAAAAUUUGAACCCUAUAUUUGUCAGGCACAUGCUUUAAAAAAGUGAUGUUUAAGUUUCUGUUCGACUUAACUAAUAUACCAUUUUCUAAAGUGUAUUUAAGAACAUUGUCACAGGAUUAAUAUGUGUAUAACUAAUUAUCGGGUAUUAGAAAUUAUUAUAUAUGUAAGACUAUGAAAUAUCAACAACUAAUAAAAGAUGAGUUCCAGGAUGACUCCUCAUUCAACAAACAGACAUUUCUGCAAACUAGUGGUUUUCCUUCUAAGAUGAGGCAAGGGAUGGAGGUGUUUGAUGUAGCUGUGGCUCAACUGGGAAUGAGGUUUAAGCCAGCUGAAGAGAGAAACUUACUUCGGUAAGUAGGAUUAUACAGAGAGUAUAUUGUCUUCAAAUAAUGUAAUGCAGGUUAUUAUUAUCAUCUUGACUGGUGCAGUGGAUGGAGUCCAGGUCAGGAAGACUCAUGUUCCUGAAUUCAAAUCUGACUUCAGAAACUUACUAGCUGUGUGACUCUGGGCAAGCCAUUUACCCCCUUUUUGGGUCAGUUUCCUCAUCUGUAAAAUGAACUGGAGAAAGAAAUGGCAAACCAGACCAAUAUCUUUGGCAAGAAACUCCAAACUGAGGUGGUAAAAAGUGGGACACAACUGAACAACGACAACAUAGUAUUGGUAGCUCCUGAAUCCAUCCAAAUGAGGUAAUAGUUUAAAAGUAAAUAUGCCAGGGGUAGAAAAAUGGGGUGGAAGGAGGAGACAUUAGUCUGAGAACCAGGCCCAGAGACAGGAAAUUUUGGGUUCAAAUUUGACCUUAUACGCUUCCUAGCUGUGUGACCCUGGACAAGUCACUUAACCCCCAUUGCCUACCCCUUACCAUUCUUCUUCCUUAGAACCAAAACACAGUAUUAAUUCUAAGAUGGAAGGUAAGAGUUUUAAAAAAGAAAAAGUAAAUGGACUUUAUUUGGUGACUGUGCUGAUCAAGUUGUAUUUAUUAUGUUCCCUUACCUUAUUCAGUGAAGGUAAUGAUGGGAAGUGAGAGACCACUGAUUUUUUGUUUGCUUGUUUGUUUGUUUGAGGAUAAAAAGUUUGCCUUAGUUUAUGAAAUUACUAUAGCUAAACAAUUUGAGUGAUAAGAUAUGAAAUUUGAAUUAUCCAGAAGCAAUGACCUUGCUUGAAUUUAAUGGAAUCACUUAGGUUAGAAAUGGAUUUUUGUUUGUUUGUUUUUGUUUCCAUCCAGCCUCUGAGAAACAGAAGUUCCUGGCUUGACUCCCUGUCCUCAAAUUCUUUCUUUUAGUUACUUUGAUACUUUGCAGAAUAAUGGAAUGGAAGGGAUCUCAGAGGUCUAAUGCCAUUCAUCUUCAAGCAAGGAUCUCUUGUACAACAUCCCCAACAAGUAACUGUCAGUAAGGGGGAAUCCACUGCUUUCUCAGCCAGCUUAUUCCGGUUUUACUGGGACAGUCUGGGACAACUAACUAUGAGGAAAAUUUUCUUUACACAGAACCAGAACCUGUUUUUCUGAAACACCUGCCCAUUCUUCUCCGAGAUUAAAAAAGAAGAAAUCUGAUCCCUCUUCUACAUGAUAUCCCAUCAAACACUUCAAGAUAACUAUCGUUAUUUCCCAUAAGUCUUUUCUCCCUCAGGCUAAAUGCCCCAGUUUCUUUAAUAAAUCAUUAUAUGAUGUUGUCUCCAGCCCCUUAUCAUCCUGGUUUUCCUCCUAAUGAUACAUUUAUUAUUGUCUCUCUUAAAAUGUGGUGCCAAGAACUGAACAUAGCCAUAGCCCUUUAGAUAUGGUCUGGACAGGGAAGAAAGCACCUCUCUUGUAUGUCUCAAUGCAUCCAGAGUGAUAUUAAAUUUUUUGACUGUCACAUCACACUGCAAAUUCAUUUUGAUCAUGUAAUUCAUUAAAUUCCCCAGCUCUUUUCCAAACAGCCAUGCCUCUCCUCCCCAUCUUCUCAUAUUUUGAAGCUGAUUAUUUGAUGGGUUCAUAAUCUCAUCAGGGUGGAUAUUCCCUUUACUCAUCACUGUGGAUAUUCCCUUGACUAGUGGAGAUCUCUUCACAUUGAUGAAUACUCAUCCUUAGUGACUCUCGUCUAUGUCCUUUCAUAAAUUUGGGGGGAUUUAUACUAUACACUAGAGAUUUUUCUCCAGGCCCUUUAAUAUUUUGUGAUUGUAUUGAUGUGCAGUGCUCAAGCUGUACACUUGUUAUCCCUUGAUCUGGCUCUCUGACUUAUCAAUCUCCUUCUCCAGACAUACUUAUAAUGGAUGGUCUCUUUGAUAACACUUAAAAAAUGGUUACAUUUCACAAGAGAAAUUUCCUAACAUCCAAACAACUCCUGAACUUAUUCCCCCACAACAGUUAAGCAAAGGUGCCUAAUUGCAUGCUUGAAAUUGACAGAACAUGACAUUUUCCACUUUUGUAGCUUACUGAAAAUAAUAUAUACCAGCAUUGUUAUAUCUGACUCAUUUAUUUUCUCUUAUUUUUAAUUUCAUUUACAAAAUUGUAGUUGUGUAUAUUAUUCUUCUGGCUCAGCUUUCAUUACUUUGCACUGCCUCAUGCAUAUCUUCCCUUAUUUUUCUGAAUUCUUUUUUAUCAUUCCUUAUGCAGUAAUAUUACUAGAUUCAUAUAUCACUUGCUUUAGUCAUUCUAUAAUUAUUGGCAUAUACUUAAUUCCCUUGAGGACAAUAACUGAUUUCUUUUUUGUCUUUAUAUU